AUGGAUCGAGCCGCUUGGUCGAACGACGAGGAGAACCGACCGCCUGCUGAUUAUCCGGGCCCAGUUGGCAGACGAUCUGAUCCGAACCCGCAGAGCAGCUCUCCAAUCGUAACGGAGCCUAGUGCAGGUGGGGUGCAAGCUGAUAUUGCACGAGCAGCCCGAGAGAUGCUGAGUCGGUAUCCGAUUGGGACGAGUCUCCUGCGGCCAGACUUCAGCCAGUUGAUUGGCAAUCUCUCGAUCGGCGAUCCUCAUCCGACCGUUGGAUCCGAUCCACUCGCGCCGUUCCGCGAAGCCCUCUCGCUGGUCGAUCGUGGCUUAGUCCAGUCGAUGAAUGCGCCCAGCCCGGCAUCCUCGAUGGCCUCCCCGCCGCUUUCGCCCGCCCAGCUCGACUGGGUGCACCGGCAGCUCGGGCCAGUCAACCGGCUGAUUGAGCAGCAUGCCAGCCAAGCCUUGCUCUUCAAGGACCUUCCCUACACUCCCCUUCCUUCCCUCGGCCUAGACCCGCCAUCGGCCAUCCCAAACCUACCCGGACCGGCCGGCGCUCAUGCCAGUACAAUCAAAGUAUCAGCACCGUCGCCUCUAUCAGAUUCAUUGCCAGCCGCCGACAACCCUCUCAAAGAAACUACCGACCCAGACGAAAUCAAGUCGUUCUACAGACGAUUUGUCACUCAAACCCUUCAGCAACAACUCGAUCAAGCCAGCCAUCACCAACAGCAGCAACAGCAACAGCAGCAUCAUCAACCACAGCUACAGCAGCUACAUGGUCAGCGACAGCAAGUCCAGCAGCAUACUUCUCAAGCAAAGCCUCACUCUACUCCCUUACCUCAUUCAUCAUUUUCCUUCAAUACCGUUCCAUCAAGGCAACCAUCCCAAGACUGUCAACGAGCCGAAUCACCGGAUCCACUAGCCAUGAAUCUGGCCACUCGUUCUGCGCAGCGCUCUCGCCCAAAACCCCACCCCUUGGAAGAAAAUUCUACGCCGUCCCCGCACCUUCUGAAAAAGAGGCGCACUAACAAGGAAGCCAAACGUACUGCUCACCUACCAGCCGAGGCCCCAAGGUCACUCCCGCCAGCAACGAACAAACCACCUACUACCGUCUCCAGUUCAUCUCUAAUCAAGCCAUCAUCCACUCACGUCCCCUCCUCCCAACCACCCAGCACAACCAAGCCCCAUCAUCGAUCAGAGGCCUCAAGUACCCCCGUUCCGAAUCAAGAUCCUUCGCAGAAAUUUGUAAGUUUAGUUGAAGAUGUUUUAGAGGCAGAUGAUAUGGCAGUGCCUGCCCAGUAUUUCUGCCAACUCGAAUCGCAAUCCAUCCUUUCGCCGGCAUGUUUGUCAAACAUUAAGGCCUUUUUGGAACAGACCAAUGGAGAGGCAAUUGAAAGAGUGCCAAUCACGGAUCUAACUCGGUUAAUCAAAAUUUUGGAGCGAGGAGUGAAGAUUGUGGAAGACUUGAACAUCAUACCAGCUGAGAUGAAGCAAAAGCAGACGAAAUUUUCGAACUCUGGUUCGUUUCCCGAUCGCCCUCCGUCUUCCAAACAGAUGUCGUCUAAGAAAUCAUCUCCGUCCGGUAGUCGUGUACCCAAGCCCUCAUCCAAGAGACGGCUCAAGGCAUUAGUUGAAGACUCGAUGGGCGGACAAGUACCACAUGAAAACUUGAAUACCGAGUCUGAAAACGAGGGAGCGCACAUAAAUACGAUCGAGCAGGGCCUAAAGGAUCUUCUCAUCGCACUGAAUUCAACUGAUGCGACCCUGGCUAUUCUGGCUUACGAUAAACAUCUGCCAAAACAGUUUUAUUCUGAAGAAUUGAUCAGAUCCCUCGUAAAAGGUGCAAAAGACCAGCUCAAUACUGUAAUCUUUCCUUUUGUCGAAGCAAAUAAUCAGAAAGGAACUCUAGACGCCUACUCACAGAAGCUUCGUCGAGUCAUGUGUGCAUCGAAGGUCAUUUCUAGUUAUCUUUCACAAAACUUCUCAUUUUUCUCGACAUCCAUCUUGCCCAAGGUGGAUGUUCUUGUGAGGCGAAUCGAUCUUUCAGAAUCAAUUAUUGCGAGUGUCUCCUACAUAACAAUUGCGCCAUUCUUCGUCGAUUGCGGACCAACCUUCAUUCUGCCGAGCUCAAGCACAAAAUCGAGAAAGACUUUGCAAGACAAUGGCUCGAUGAAAGCUAUGCGCUUAGAAUGUUUGAAACUCCUUCGUAAUGUUUCAUCGAAAUACCCCGAUCAGAGAAGCUGGAUCAUCGAAGAAAUUUUGAACUCUAUCAUCAAUCUUCCAGAACAAUCUGCCCGGGGUAGCAAGGCAGUUUACCACUUAACAAACGGCAAAUCAAUCCAGACGUUUUCAGCCCUUUUGCUACAUAUCGUGCAAUGUUGUCUUUCUGGGGCAAGGUCACGCGUUGGUGCAAUACUUAGCUCAUCAGCCCCAGGCUCUCUGGAUCCAUCUACUACGGAAAUCGAAGAUAAAGCUCCUUCGCCGUCAACUGGACCCCAACCAUCAGAUAGCGCGUCAGCUUUUGGUGCCGUCAAAGAAUUCAUCGAACCUGAAAUAUCGGCAGCGACCAAGCUUUCUAAAAAAAUCAUGUCCUUUUUGCUGCAGAAAACCGGGAAGAGUACAAAAUCCAGUCAUGAAGCGCAUUACAGAAUCUUGUUCGAUAAAUUAGUCGAAGACUUGCUCAGUGUUCUUUUCUUGCCGGAUUGGCCCGUCGCUGAAUUCAUAUUGGGGCUGUUCUGUAAGACGAUGAUUGGUUUGCUCGAGUCGACUAAGGUCUCCGCCGAUUCGAACGCUGUCAAGAGCAUGUGUCUUGAUUACCUUGGUCCAAUCACUGCUAAGCUGAUGGAGCCCAUCGCGCAGCGGCUUGAGCAAUCAUCAAAUCAAAUGAUUCCAUCACUGUCAUUUAAGGCCAUCAUUAAGAACUUGGACCAGAAGGCAUUUUCUCACCUAUCCCGUCUUCAGACAACUGUUUUAACUAGCCUGGAUGUGAAGAACACAUCGAGUGACUUCAGCAACACCGCCGCCGAUUUCGCACACGCCCAGUGGACCUGCGAAAUGAUCAAUGCCUCGAAGAGCUUGCAAAGCCUAGAAGAUCAACUCCAAGCAGAUUCGGAGAAAGGACAAGAAAUUGACGAGGAGGAGAAACAAGAUAACGCCAAGCGACAUGCGUUUCUUCAGCAUAUGAAUUCAUACAUUCGCGAAUUGGGAACCAUGCAGCUUGCUCGCACCGCAUCUACAGUCAGUCGACAUUGCAGUGAUGAAUCUAGCGCAGAAAUAGGAACUGGGCCACUGAAUGAAGCGAUCUCCAAGGUCCAAGGCCUGAAGGGCCUGGCUGAUUUCUUUCUGGAACGUAUCAUGGCUACCUCUGCCUCCCCUUCUGUCACGUUUCGGAGUAAGGCCAUCAAGGCUCUUGCUCUGGUUGUCGCGAAGGAUGAAACAGUGUUUUUUCAGGAAUCGGUUCGAAGGGCCAUAGAAAACCGAAUGCACGAUAGCUCCCCAGCAGUGAGGGAUGCCACUGUUGAGUUGGUAGGAAAAUACGUGGUUGAUCGUCCCGAUCUGGCAGUAGCAUUCCUGCCACAGAUAUCGGCGCGAAUUGCGGACAAGGGCGUUUCGGUGCGCAAGAGGGUAGUCAAGCUUUUGAAGGCGAUUUAUCUCAUCCUUAAUCAGGAGGAGUGGGUCGAUUUGAAGGUUGAUAUUUCGCAUCGUCUGAUAUCAAGAAUCUACGAUGAAGAAACUUCCAUAAAACUCUUGGCAAUGAAUGCCCUUAAUGAGCUGUGGUUCAACGAAACAAAUGGUGAUGAUUUCAAUGUCAGCUUCACCAGUUCAAUUCUCAUGAAAGUCACGGCCGCCUACAAAGAACUGCCAUCCCCUGUCGAGUGUGUCAUGAAAUUUAUCAUCAAACAAUACUUGAAACAAAGUAAAACAUCUCGUCAGCAAUUCGAUCAACGAUGUAAACAAAUUGUGGAACACUUGAUCGAUCAAUUAAUGGACGUUGCGCCCGCUCGCGAUCAAGCGUUUAGCGAAGUAGGGUGCAUCCAAACGAUUUGCAUCUUAACAUUUGCUUCUCCGAAACUGCUAGAGCCGAACAAAGCGCUCAUGCUGCUGCCCUAUCUGAAGGGUGCGACUACACCUAGUGAAAUUCUGAUAGUUCAGUACUUGCUUCAAAUCUUCCGGGUCUGUGUGACAUUGAUUCCCAGAUCGUCAAGCACCUUUGGAGAACAAUUGCAGCGGGCUUUGUUGGUCCUGGUCAAUAAACCCAACCUCAGCGGCGGAGGAGCCGUCUUACAAGAACUAAUUGCCUGCUUUUGCGCGGUGGUGAUCCAUCAAACACGGGACUAUGACCAGUUACUAAAUGUGUUCAAGGCUUGCGAACAUCGGCUCAGGAAUGAAAUAGAGCAACUAGAUGAUAGCUCGGCGAUUUCCAAUACAAAAUCGCUACCAGUGUUAAUGUAUUUAGUCAGUACGUUAGUGGCAUAUGGGAAAUUAGACCAGCUCCCCGCGGGACAAGAGCACAUCCGAGAAGCCUUGAAGACUAUCUCCCAGGAUUCCGCAAUCCACUUACACGCCUACAAUCUUCUACUUCGUGUCUAUGAUGCUAAACCAGCGCAGAAAAUUAAAACCAUGACUUUAUCCUGUUUGGGUCUUUUGUACCGAGCUUUUCCGUCUCUGAUGACGCGCCGCGAAUCAAUAACUCUGAUGGAUCAUGUGUUUAACAACUAUGACGACAGCGAUUUGCAGCAGCGACUGCUGAAACUAAUAGUAGAAUCCAUCUCAAAUCAGAUCGAGCAAGGACAGGGCGAGGCUGAACCCGUCGAUGCGAAGGAAGUGGACGUAAAUCAGUUGAUUGGUAAUGUCGACGCCUUUCCCGAUUCAGGUGUUAUCUCAGCAAUCGUGCAGCGGUAUCUUCCACAAAUCACAACUCUCGCCCAAUCGACCAACCCGCACGUUCAAAAAACGGCAGUUGAGAUUGUCUCUUUUACCAUCAAGCAAGGAUUAACACAUCCCUUGGAAUGCGUGCCUGUGCUGGUUGCGCUGGAAAGCUCGAAGGACAUGGCCAUUGCUUCACAGGUCUUCGCCUUGCACACGCUACUCCACGUGCAGCGUGGGAACCUGGUACAUUGUCGCUUUCUUGAGACGGUCAACAAGGUAUUCGACUGCCACACCAGGACAUCUGAAACCAGUCCGUUUACAAACGGGUAUGUGAGCAGUCCGACCCGAUCGGUGCUAGCAUCCUGGUACACCCUUUUGAGCGAGAAACGGGUUUGGAGACUGGCCUUCCUCAAGGCGCUUAUCAAGUCAUUUUCGAUUGAUCCUCAGUCUGACAAGUUCGAUCAGAGAGCUAUCGCUUUUCAGCAGUAUCUCGCCGAAGCCCUGUUGACUUUGGAGUUGAAAACCGAGGAAGAAGCCAUGGUGCUUAUUGAAAGUUUGAAUUGUAGUGUUGGGCAAGCGGCCUAUCAAACUCUGCAGCUCCUUGACGAUGAUCCGUUGAAAGCUUUGUUGAGUUCGACUAGUCGGCAAAAGGACUGUGAAGACGAUGGCUCCAAGUCUCGCUCGAUUCGAUUCGGCUUCAAUAGCUCAAUAGUCUUGGGAAUCGCAUUCGUCUUGCGGGAUCUUUUGAAAGAGGCUUAUGGUGUCAGUGACCAAAAACUGAACAAGUUUGCAGCGGGCGUAGAGAAAGGUAUUGGGAGCAAGGCAUCAAGAGAAAAGUUGAUCAGUCGAUCAAUAAGCGUGAAGGAACUUGCGGAACGAUUUGCGAUGGAACUGGAAAGGACAGUACCAGGAUUGGAUGAACGGCUGAACGAACCUGAACGGCUCCAGAAGCAAAUCGAAGCGUUUGGAAACCUAGUUAGAUAUGAUAGCGAAGUCUUGCAAAAGGAGGAGCAUGCGGAAGUGAUCGGCGAUGAGGAGAACUCCUUUUCAGCUGAAGAUGAUGACGGCGCCGAUGACGAUGUUGAAGGGGUGUGA
Puccinia triticina is the source of this 5949-nucleotide messenger RNA. RefSeq lists its product as uncharacterized. Gene Ontology annotation, molecular function: chromatin binding. Gene Ontology annotation, biological process: replication-born double-strand break repair via sister chromatid exchange; establishment of mitotic sister chromatid cohesion; establishment of protein localization to chromatin. The record is from RefSeq and is a predicted model, not a curated record. The transcript has 25 exons. The coding region runs from base 1 to 5949 and encodes 1982 amino acids. NCBI's taxonomy places the organism in Eukaryota, Fungi, Basidiomycota, Pucciniomycetes, Pucciniales, Pucciniaceae. Gene Ontology annotation, cellular component: Scc2-Scc4 cohesin loading complex.